UACUGCCACCUAUCAGUGAUGCAGCGACACUGCAUAUGUGUUCUGUCACUCCAGCGCUAUGGCUGAACAGGAAGCGCCUGCACCUUUGAAAUCUCUCAACUCGUAUGGUCCAACAUAUAUCUCUUUUAUUAAUAAAUCCAGCCGGAAUGCCGAAGCAUGGUGGCUAGACUUCGCGGGGAAGCCGGUGUCUUACGGCGACAUACAACCGAGGAAAUCGCUUAAGAUGGACACUUUUCUGACUCAUCCGUGGAUCUUCAGAGCAUCUGACGGAGCUAAACUGCUGGCUAACCUCAAUGAAGUUUACUUUCCCACUCCUGCGCAGUAUGAGGAGUACGGGUACCCGCGGUACCAGCCUGUGUAUGUGACUGCACCAGUGUACUCAUUACAAGAAUACUGCACACGUUUGAUCAGGAGUAUGGUGAGAAAAGAAGACAUCUGCAAGCUGGAAAUCCCCGAGGGUUUGAGAAAGGACCUCAACCUUGAACCUGAUCUACUGAGAGACAUUCAGAUUUUAUCUGCCAAGAGAUCAAUAAAUGGUUCAAACUGACCAUUUUCACUCAUUUAUGAUAUAAUGUUCAAAGUAUGCAGAAGCUUUCACUUUGAACGUGUGAAAAAAGUAACCCUUUUUAAAAAUAUAUAUAUUUCUGUGUUCUUUUAUGCAAUGACAGGGCAUCAGCACUUUGUUAUAUUUCCUCGACCAAUCAGAUUCGAGGAUAGCAACUAACUGUUGUACAUGAAAGCAACAAAUAUGGGUUAAAAUAAAUUUAUUUAAAUUUUUUUUACACCAAAGAACAUUAAAUUGACAUCUCAGUUUUUAUAUGUGAACAUUUUGCCCUUAAAAAUCAAUGAGAGAAAUAUAUUUUAUGAUAAGUACUUUUUUUUAUUUUUAUGAAUAUUGCACUUUGGACACAGGCAUAUAGAGGUCCCUGAAUAUUAUGUAAACAAUUAUUUUGUAAUUUUUUUUAGUUUAUUAAAAUGAGCAGACUG
Molecule: messenger RNA, 987 nt
Organism: Sinocyclocheilus rhinocerous
Lineage: Eukaryota; Metazoa; Chordata; Actinopteri; Cypriniformes; Cyprinidae
Gene: vhll
Product: von Hippel-Lindau tumor suppressor like
Exons: 3
Coding region: 59-547 (162 amino acids)
Source: RefSeq, a predicted model, not a curated record